UGCUGCAGCAAGAUCCACAACGAGACAAUCAAUCGAAUCGAAUCGAAUCGCAUUGCAGUAGUGGAUUAUUAACCGUUCUCAAAAGCUCAGCAAAGCACAGACUAAGCGGAAAAAAGUAACGGCAACCGCCAUUCACUCUCGAGUGUACAGACAGACAGAGGAAUAGGGACCAGCCAGCAGUCGAUAAGAUUAACGUUAACUUAAUUAAAAGUAAAGAGAAUACGCAACCAUCGGAACCGAUCCAAAGCCCCAUAUCGAGUGGAUCCAAGUAUUAUAGAACAGUCCAAGUGUCGUGUCCGCCAGUGCAAGUGUCGGUACAAGCGUUCAAGUGUGUGUGUCUUUGUGUGUGUGUGUGUGUGUGUGUGUUAUUGUGCCCACAAGCCCACUCUGGAAUUAUGCAUGAAGGGUGACAACAAAACAGAACUAUUAACAGCCUAGAACACAGCAAAUCAGCGACAAGCAGCAAAGAAUCAUUUAAGCAAAACUCAACUCGAAAAUGUAUGUGGCAAAUACCACAGGCGGCCUGAUGCUGCAGACGAUGCUGUAUCUGGCCAAUCACACCAGUCGAGCGGCAGUCAACACUUUGAUUGACUUGCCACCUGCCCCGAAAAGCGACAUCAACGAGGUGAAGUGCUUUGGGGUCUACGGCUGCUUUCCCAUUAACGGGCCGUGGAACACGGUGACGCGCUCGAUCAAUGUCCAUCCGCAGAAGCCAUCAGAGAUCGAGCCGCACUUUACGCUCUACACACGCCGCGGCCUCGACCAGCACAAGUAUCUGGACCUCAACGAUCCGGACAGUGUGCAGAAUAUGGGCAUAAAUAGAAAGGGCAGGAUCUACCUGGUGGUGCAUGGCUACCUGGAAUCGGGCGAGAUCCCGUGGAUGCUGGACAUGGCCAAGGCGCUGCUAAAGCACGAGAAGGAGGGCGAGGCCGCUGUCGUCACGAUCGAUUGGGGCGGCGGCGCCAGUCCGCCAUAUGUGCAGGCAGUGGCCAACAUCCGGCUGGUGGGCGCCAUCACGGCGCACGUGGUGCACAUGCUGUACGAGGAGCUGGGCCUGCCCAAUCUGGACAACGUGCACAUAAUCGGCCACUCGCUGGGCGCCCAUCUCUCCGGCUAUGCGGGCUAUCACCUGCAGCGGGACUUUGGCCUGAAGGUGGCACGCAUUACGGGCCUCGAUCCGGCGGCACCGCUCUUCACGGACACCGAUCCCAUCGUCCGGCUGGACCGCACGGAUGCCCACUUCGUGGAUAUCGUCCACACCGACGCCAAUCCGCUGAUGAAGGGCGGCCUGGGCAUCAAUCAGCGCCUGGGGCAUGUCGACUUCUUCCCGAACGGCGGCUUCGAUAAUCCCGGCUGCGACAAGAAGCUGCAGGACGUGAUGAAGAGCAACCGCAAGGCCACUCUGUUCACCACCAUGCAGGAGUUCCUCGGCUGCAAUCACAUCCGCAGCCAGCAGUUCUUCACGGAGAGCAUCGGCACCCAGUGCCCAUUUAUGGGCAUAUCCUGCGACUCCUUCGACAGCUUCAAGGAGUUCAAGUGCACCAGCUGCGAGCAGCCCGGUCACUCGUGCAUGCGCAUGGGCUUCCACAGCCAGGAGGACUACCAGGAGCAGGUGGAGCGCGGCCAGCUGCGGCAGGGCGACUCCGCGGGCGUCUUCUACCUGACAACCGGCGACAGCAAACCCUUCUGCCGCCUCCACUACCGCAUCACGGUGCGUGUGUCUGGCCACGACGAGAGUACGCUGCAUGGCGGCGAGGUGGGAAUUCUCUCCAUUCGCCUGCACGAAGAAGUAGCCGCAGCUGCCGGUCACGACAGGAAGAAAAAGGCCACCACGGAGCUCAUGAAAUUCUCACCCAAGGCCAUGUACUUUGAGCCGGGCUACGAGUACAAGGCGCUGGUGCCCGGCAAGGAGCUGCAGCGGCCGGGACACGCCACCGUCCACUGGGAGUACCCGACGAGCUUCCUCAAUCCGCUCACCUGGCGCAUUCUCUCCUCGCCGCGCAUCUACCUGGAGUACAUACUCAUCGAGACGAUGGAGUCCAGCGACCUCUACCUGAAGCUCUGUCCCCAGCACGAGGGCGCCAUUCUGUCCGGCGCUGAGAAUGUGCUCCGCACUAGCUACUGCAGGGAUUGAUGACGAGAUUGUGAGUGACAGCAGCGCACAGCCCAAAAGGCGGCAGCACAAUUGAUUGUGUGUUCGUGUCUUUGCUUAGCAAGGAUAUGCACCGCCCGUGGUGGGUGUCUGCUGUGGGAACACUUUUUGGACUGCCCCCGUUUAUAGCAUCUUUUAUAGCACGGGGCUGUGCAGUGGGCAUGGGGAACAGACAGCUGGUAUUUUAUUAUAGUAUUUUUGAAUUGUUUGCAAAAUUAACAAAACAAAAAAAAAA
Molecule: messenger RNA, 2387 nt
Organism: Drosophila guanche
Lineage: Eukaryota; Metazoa; Arthropoda; Insecta; Diptera; Drosophilidae
Product: pancreatic triacylglycerol lipase
Exons: 3
Coding region: 497-2134 (545 amino acids)
Biological process (GO): lipid metabolic process
Molecular function (GO): lipase activity; carboxylic ester hydrolase activity
Source: RefSeq, a predicted model, not a curated record